Messenger RNA from Ruditapes philippinarum (Manila clam), 16626 nucleotides. RefSeq lists its product as uncharacterized. NCBI's taxonomy places the organism in Eukaryota, Metazoa, Mollusca, Bivalvia, Venerida, Veneridae. Bases 25 to 16626 code for a protein of 5533 amino acids. The record is from RefSeq and is a predicted model, not a curated record. The transcript is spliced from 18 exons.
UGUGUUUGUGAUAGCGCCUGCCAAAUGGAGACUGACAAUUGUUUAUUAACAUGUAGUGGACAUGGUACCUGUAGUGAAUCCGAAACAUGCGUUUGCUAUGACCAGGACACGGGAUACAAUGCUGAGGGCUUCUGGGGUGAUCAUUGUGAGAUACAGAAAUGUCCCGGAAUGUUAGAAUCCUGUAGUGGACAUGGUCAGUGUAUUCAAGGUGACUGUAGCUGUGACGAGGGCUGGAGAGAAAACAAAACAUCGUGCCAUAUACCUGAUUGCCCGGGAACCCCAGAUUGUAAUGGUCGUGGAAAUUGCAUAACAACGGGGGUGUUACCAUCUUGCGAAUGUCACGAGGGUUAUAUGGGCAUACAGUGCGAGUUUGAAUGUUUGUAUGGAAAUGUUACAGCAGACUUCACUUGUGAUUGUUUCCCUUGCUAUACAGGUGGUGCAUGUAAGGAAACCUGCAACGGUCAUGGCAGCUGUUUUGAAGAUACAUGCCAGUGCGAUGCAACUUACUGGGGAGAGUUUUGUGAAGAUUCUGGAUGUCCAGGAACGGGUUCAAGUUGUUCUGGACAGGGGUCAUGUAGUAUCAGCAAAAAGACUUGCUCUUGUAAUAACUACUGGAAAGGAGAAGGAUGUGAUGUCUGGGACUGCCCUGGUGAAAUAGACUGCAAUGAUAGAGGGGUGUGUGAUGGUACGACAGAAUGGCCACCAAAAUGUGUGAACUGUACCGACUCCAUGGGAUCAUCUUGUCAUUUGGAUUGUAUCCAUGGAAACGAAUAUCCAGAAGAUUCCUCUAUAUGUCAGUGUGAACCAUGCUACCAUGGCUCUGAUUGCAACACUUUGUGCAGCGAUGUUGGCUACUGCAGUGACUCCCCAUCUACCAUAGGUUGCGAAUGCAAUGAGGGGUACAAAGGGACAUUUUGUGAAGAGUUAAACUGCCCAGGGGAUCCCGACUGCUCUGACCAUGGCAAAUGCAGACGUGACACUGAGAAGAACAUCUCUGUCUGCACAUGUAACGCUGGAUUUAAGGGUGACGACUGCUCGGAAUAUUCUUGCCCGGGAGUGAUAGGAAAUAAGUCCUGCAAUGGCAAUGGUGAAUGUGUGUUACUAAGUAUAGCACCACAGUGUGACUGUAACCAUGGAUUUACUGGCCAAGCUUGUGACAUGUGUGUACAAAAGUUUGCUGGAGACAAUUGUGAAAGGUGUGAAGAGAACUAUAUUGGCUAUAAUACAACAUGUAGCAAGUUCUGUUCACAUGGAUAUGCAACAGUUGAAGGCGGAAGUAUAUGUGAAUGUUAUGACGAUGAUACAAACGGACAUUGGAUGAAUCCUAAUGACGGAUGUGAUGUCUGUGUGCCAGGCUGGAGACCUCCAUAUUGUGUAGUUUGUGCAGACAACUUUGUGGGGCCAAAAUGUGACAUUCAAUGUAUGGACGAUCAAGGUCGUUUUGUUGAUGAUGCAGAUGGUGAUGAAAUAACAUAUGCCAUUGUACCUCUAUUCAGAUGCCUUGAGGAAGUUGAUACAAAUUUGUAUAAAGCAUGGUUUGGAUAUAGGAAUCCAAAUCCGAAUAACGUCUAUAUAACAUCCAAGAGUGAAAACACCGUAUAUUACAAUGGUACCGAGAUUUCCGACCAGAAACAUCCAACUAAAUUCAUACCUUCUAGGCAACUACCUGAAGUUGAAUACUCGUUCUUCAUCGGGCCAGCGAAUAUGUCAGAAAUAAUGUUGUACACAUGGGGAGUAAGUACCUUAAAAGUACAAGCAAAUCUUUAUGCAGACGUAGACGAAACAAUCGUGUGUGAAAACCUACCUAUAUCAAGUGAUGAGCUUCCAGAGGUAACAGGAAAGUGUUCGUGUAUCCAUGGCUACUUUGGGGAAUCAUGUGAUGGACAAUGUCCAGGAGGCGGAUCAAAUCCAUGCUACGGAAAAGGCUCUUGUAACACAACAUCUGGAGAAUGCACAUGUAUUGAAGGGGCUGAUCAAAGUUCAAAUUGUGAGAACUGCAGAGAUGGAUGGAUAGGUGAUGACUGCAAAUUUGCGGGUACAAAACCAGAUCAAUCAAGUGAAUGGAAAACUGGAAUGGUAUAUGGAUAUGGGCAUUUCCAAACAUAUGACAGUUUGAAAUAUGACUGCAAUGGAAUCGGUCAAUACUUACUCACUAGCCUUAGACUUGCAACCUCCCAGGUCCUAGAUGUUUCUGUUCUCAGAGUAAUUGGGGCUAAUAUAGCUCCAAUAGCUGUUACAAAUGCAGUGGCCAUGUCAGUAGGAGGGACUAAUGUUGUUAUACAAGCAAAUGAGGAACAGGGUUUUUCUGUUUGGUUAAAUGAUGAGUCCAUUCAGGUAGGAAGUGGAAUUGUAUUGGCCCCAGAAGUUGAGUUGUUACAGCAAUCUCCCACUGGUUUUCUUCUGACUGCUUCAUCUGAUUUAUUCAUAUAUAUAGACCUAAAACAGGGAUAUAUUGAUGUAACUGUGAAUGCAAAAGACUCCAUUUGUCAAACUGGUAGCGGUUUAUUAGGGCUGUGUGAUGGAAACAUCAAUAAUGACUUAAAGUUAUCUGAUGGUAAUAUUUUACUUGAAGGAGACUCUGAUUAUCAGCUUACAUAUGCAAAUGUUGAAGAUAAGUUUGUUCAAUCUUGGCUUACAAAUGAUGAUGUAUUUAGUAAUGUUCUUUCUGGUUUCAAUGGCGUGGCAGGGGAUACAUGUCUUAGUAUCCAUUCAAGUCUGAUAGAAAGUGGGGAUGUGCACUUCUUUACUAAGUCAGAAAUCACAGUUGACAUUUUAUUUAACCUUGAAUCUGCAUCUGAUGAUUGUGCAACUCUUUGGUCAUACAAAAAUUCAGAUGGUGACAUAUUUUCCACACUUGUUUGUGGUGAAAAUCUUGCAUAUGAAACAUUUACUUCAACAGACAUAAGACAGAGAUCACUAGGAAUUGAGAUAGAACUUGCAAAAUGGUACAAAUUAUCUGUUGUCUGGACACGCAGUGACCAUACAAUUUUCUUCUAUCUGAUUGAUGAAUCAAUUAGCGUCACAAGUGAUUAUGUUUCUGACGAUGACUUUCUGUUGGAUGUCUUUAGUCCAGGAGGUGUGUUCACUCUGGGACUCGUUCCUGAUUGGUUAAUACAUGGCUUUAAUGGACAUAUCGAUGAUUUUGCUGUUUGGAAAUCUUCAUUUGGUUUUAAUGAAAUCGUAAACAAUGCAUUCAAAUACAAUGAUAUAUCAUCAAACCCCGACAUUGCUUAUAUCUGGAGAUUUAAUGAAAGAAGUGGAUUCAUGUCUGAAGAUUCAUCAGAACGACAUAUACCAAUGUCUUGGCAAGAUGGAAAUUGGGCUGACAUCCACUGGUCUGUCUGCGACUAUGAGAUGACAUAUAUAUCAGCAGAAAAUAUCAAAGAUAUGCUGAUUUCAGAUUCUCCAGCUAGCCAUAUCGAAGAAUGUGAGUCCAUCAUUGAUUCAAUACAGGAAAUAGACCAAAUUACUGAUUCAGCAAGGUUAUUAUUUUUACAAGAAUGUUUAAUGGCAAAAGCUGUGAGUGAUGAGGAAGUAGAACCGGCAGAUAUUCUAACCCCAAUCAGUGAUGCAUUGCAACCAAACAGAACUGCAGAAGAUUAUCCUUUAAAAGAGCUUUGUAAUGAUUAUGGUAGUGGUUCAAAUUGGUAUGGGCCAAAUUGUGACAAAAUGUGCAUUUGGGGUGCGGGCAAAUUUGAUUCACAAGAUGAUAAGUGUUAUUGUAAUCAUGGUUACUAUGGAAGCAGUUGUGAAAAGCAGUGUACAGUAGCAAGAGGAAAACCUUGUGGUGGUGGGAUAUGUGAUACAGUUACAGGGUCCUGUGAAUGCUCCUCAGAAAAAUUUGAUCCUUUAAACGGAUGCAGUACAUGUGCUAGUGGAUGGAUUGGAGAAGACUGUUCGUCUGUUGCAGCCGAACUAUCUAGUUCUUUGUCAGAAUAUAUUGGAAUGUGUUUUAGCCAGGGAAAUUGUGUCAUGUUUGAUGGCCAGGGCUUCAAUCUUAAGGAACCAGGAGAGUACCUGUUGUUUGAAAAGGUAUCAGAAACCUUGUCUAUUUAUGUUCGUAUGCGACCAUGUGCAGGUUGUAAAACUUGUAUUCAGCAAGUUUGGAUCAAGAUGGCAUCAGAUGAUUUCACAAUUAAAGUCCCACUCACUGAAAACCAGCCUAUAAUACUAGAACACAAUACAAAUAUAGUCACCAUAUUAAGCCUUGCAACAUAUGACAUCAAUGAUGUUGCAGCCAUUUCUUGGAUUGACAAAGUGACUCUUCAAUUUGUUCAAAAUGAAAUAGCUGUCAAUGUUACCUAUAUCGCUAGCUCACCAUAUCUGUCAGUAUAUGUAAAGACACCAUGUGCUGCCAAUGAUCAGACAGGUCUGCUUGGAAAUUGUAACUUAGAUGUUAAUGAUGACUUUUUAAGCAUCUCAGGGGACCCUGUUCAGUAUAAUGAAAUAAGCGAUCAGUUUAUAGCAAAGGAAUUUUCAGGUCAUAUUCAAAGGGAUGCUUUAAUAGAAAGCAAAUUUAUAUAUUCGUACCCGAAUUUGACAACAGAAGAACCGAAAGACAUGACUCAAGGAUAUAGUCUCCUUUUUACUGGCGGUUAUGCAAUGUCAGGCAGGGUACCAACACAUUCUUUUAAUAGUGAAAAUAUGUUUGAUGUUUCUGUAGAAGUGCAAGUGAAAACUUUUUCAGAAAGUGGUCUUAUACUUGGUUACUACCAAGCUGAUUCAGCUAUUCAGUUCAGUCUAUUCUUUGAAAAUUUACAACCUAAAAUUCUUAUCUAUGGAAAUGAGUAUCAGAUAGACUUUCCCUUAAUAAUUGAUAAAUGGUAUCAUAUUAUUGUAACAUUUGAUGUUAUUAACAAAACAAUACAAUCAUUCUUUUACUCUGAUAAAAUAUUAGAGUUUGAACAACUAUUUCCAGCAGGUGAACUCUUGUUUCCCGGGGCUGGUAAUUUUUUCCUUGGAGACUGGCCAAUAGACCCUCCAAUUGCUUUUCAUCCUUUCAAUGGUCUAUUUGGACAACUUAGAGUUUGGAAUAUUUAUUUAAACACUUUAAAAAUAUAUCAGUUGGUGAAUGAUGCUAAUAUUGAAACUGUUGAAGGUUUAGUGAUGGAUUACUCCUUUGUUGAAGGGUUUGGGUAUGAGACAAAAGAUUCUAGGCAAGGCAUUGAAAUGAUUAUAUCUGAACUUGAUAACGAGGUGGCAUGGAUAGUGUCGGAUAAAGCAGGUAGUCCUUUAAUUACAGAUGGUUGUUCAGCAUCCACUGAUGUAGUUAGAACGGAAAAAUGUGUCAAGAUAUUUGGAACAGAAUCAGUUGCAUUAGCUUGUAAUGGAUUGGGUGUUGAUUUCUCUACGUUUUUUAUUGAUGCAUGUAAAAGUGAAGAUAGUUAUAUUCCAGGGCUAGUAGCUUAUAUAGUAUUUUGUAAAUCUAAUCUUACACCAGUGAAUAAUCCACUUGAUGAUCUGUGUUCUGAUCACAAGGCUGAACAUUAUGACAGUUUAUGUGGUUAUUUUUGUUUGGAAGGAACUCCCUCCGAUAAGGGUUGUGUCUGCAACGAAGGAUUUUGGGACUGGAACUGUGCACAGAUAUGCCCUAACCGUAUAGGGUUAAGCAACAAGCCAUGUUUUGCACAUGGAUCAUGCGAUUCUAAAGAUGGAUCUUGUAUCUGCUUUGCAGGUUUUGAUCCAAACAGUAACUGUGAAAAUUGCACUUCUUCCUUUAAAGGAGAGCACUGUGAUCAGUCUGACACCAAUAAUGGAGGAUCACUUCAGAGGCCAACAUGUCAGAUAUUUCGCUCACUUCAAGUUAAAAUGUUUUCUGGAGAAAUCUUUUCGCUUUUAGUUGCAAAUGAAUGGUACAUACUAAAUCCAUCAAAUGAGAGCUUUCCUACAGUUAAAGGUCGUACAGUUAAGUGUGGCAAAAAUAUUUGUUUAAAUUCCCUGCAAAUUACUUAUAAUUUAGAGACAAUUAUUAUUAAUGGCACAGAUAAAGAAACUGACCGAAUUAAAGUAAAUGGAAAUAACGAUCCUACUUCAUCAGUGAAUUUUGUGUAUAUAGAAAAAUCUGAAAGUGUUUUUGUUCUUAGAAGGAAGAAGUCAAAAAUGGAUUAUUUUGUCAAUUUCCGUAUACGAUUCAAAAGUAACGGCUAUCUUGCAGUUAUAAUAAAAACCGAUUGUGAAACUUGUGCUGGAGUGUCUGCAUGUGCAAGAAAUUUAUCAGAUUCAAAUACAUACGCGCCCAAUGAUGUACAGAGUUUUUCUGAAAUAAUUGUCUCAGCUAAUGAUCAAUCGCUACCAGAUAAUAUAAAUGAACCAACAACCACUGCUGGAAGCAGUUUAAGUUUUGGGUCACAGUCUGACUACAUUCCGGAGGAAGGCAUUAGUGUUGCUGUACCAGCAAAUGGAGAUCAUUUUUCAACAAUAUCAACUAAUAUUCUUACAAAUGUGCUGACACCAGAACAGAAAAGCACUAUUAAGCUCAGUAUUAAACCUGAAAAUGAAAGUUCAGGGGGAGUUUUUCAGUAUGUUGGAGACUCACAAUUCGCAAUUUUACUUGAUAACAAUGAAAUUAAAGUUCAGGCAGCUACCAAAUUGAUAAACACAUCUUUAGUUUUACCUGCAAACGAAUGGGCAGAUAUUCAAAUAUCUUUUGAACCUGUCGGCGAAACAAUAACACUAGAUGUCUUCAAUCUUAAUACUGGUACAAAGGAAACAAAAGUAUUUACAGUACCAAAAGAGUGUUUUGCAGAUAAUGGGAUAAUUGUUUUAGGAAAACCGGUUGGUACUUCUGGAUAUAGCCUUCCAACUGAUGGAUCUUUUUACGGAGAGAUAGAUGAUGUGUCUAUACAUGCAGAUGGAAAUGAUGACCCAUUAUUUGAAUUGAAAUUUGAUGAAAAUGAAGGGACACAAUUAGUUGACACUUCACCUAAUGGCAAUGAUCUUUCAAUUAAUGAUCCAUAUGGGAGAGGAACUGUUCAACGUACCUUUUCAACGAAACCGGCUCCUGAAAUUGAAACAAAUUUAUAUUCUGGGUUUGAAAAUUCAGAAACAUACACAGCUGCAGUUGAAAUUUGUAGAGAAAUCUUUACGACAAUUGAAUCGAAGUGUUCUGCUCUUGGUGAUUCAACAGAAGAUGUAUAUAAAACAGGAUGUGUAGAUGAAAUUUCUAAAUAUGGAAAUGAUGAAAAUGUUGCAAGACAGGCAGCUCUUUACUAUAGUGAUCUUUGCUUUUAUGAGCUAAAUGAUGUUGAUCAAGAUGAUGACAUUAAUGAAGAGGGUGGUGAUGACCCUUCUAGACUUUUAUGUAAAGAUAACUUUGUUUCUCUGGGAUAUGUAGGUUCCGAUUGUGAUAUAAAAUGUGUCCAUCCUGAUCCAGAGACUGACGGACUAAGCUGCAUUUGUAAACCUGGUUAUUGGGGUCAGUAUUGUGAUCAGGAAUGUCCUGGUGGUGCUCACAAUGCAUGCAACACACAUGGGUUUUGUGAUUCGGCUUCGGGAGUGUGUACAUGCAGUUCCAACUUUAAUGGGAACGAUUGUUCUGAAUGUAAUACAGGAUGGUAUGGUCCAGACUGUUUUGCUAUGGUACAAGAUUCUUCUUUCACCUCAGACAAAUAUUCAGCUUUUAUAGCAGGCAACAGCAAUUUAAAAACAUUUGACGGCGCAUAUGUUAAAUUUAAUAAUAGAGAUAAACCAUGCAAUUUGUUCUCAGAUGACACCAUUCAGAUAGAGGCCCAAAUGGGACCUUCAAGCAAAUACACAAGUUCCGUUAAAGCACUUGAAUUUGCAGUAGGUGAAGAACAGCUGACCAUUUUACCUUAUAACUCUGGAACUGUAAAAUUAAAUGGAAACGAAAUUGCUCUCGGUACAGUCACACUAGCAUCUGGUUUCACUAUACAAAAACAAUCUUUAACUGAUAUUGUCAUCACAGGCCCAGAUAAUUUUGAACUAAGUUGUUCAGUUCAAUCAGAGGACAGUAUUGGUGUACACAUGACAGUUAAGAAGUCGGAGUGUACAAAAGCCACUGGUAUAUUUGGUAAAUGCUCAACUGGUGACGUUAAUGCCUGUGCUGAGGGUGAUAAAACUUGUAUUAUUGGAGAAAUUGGAGUAGCAAAUGCUGUAAGAAACAACUAUAUAAACAACGAUGAUUUAGAUGACUUCUUUGAGGCCACAAGCAAGCCAUAUGAUGAAAGCCUAUUCGCUAAAUAUGGUGAACAAAAGGAAACUGCGGGGAUGUCUGUUAAAUUGUCAAAUGGAGCAUAUGCUUCUCUCCCUACAUUAAAUGAUGAGAUGAUAAAUGAGAAUACAACAGAGAAGUCAAUUGAAUUGAGAUUAAAGCUGGACACAAAAGUUGACGGAACGGUUUUGAGUGUGGCUAAUGCAAACACGACAUUCGGUAUUAUUGUCAAAAAUGAACAAUAUGCAAUUAAGUAUGGAGAUGAAAUUUACAAAACUGGUGUUCCAGUUACUGUAGGAACUUGGACCAACCUUGGCAUCUCUUUAAAUGAAACCUCUGGAAAAUUAGUUUUCUAUGAAACUAAUGGAUUAAACUUUGGUCAACACAAAGUGAUAAACAUAUCUGAAGGAAUAGAGAAAUAUGGUCCUCCAAUUACAGAAGGAAGUACAGCACUCAUUGGUAAAUGGCAGAAUGUAACAACUCUGAUAAAGACAUCUGGACCUGGGAGUAUUGCAGAAUCACCAAUUUUAACAGUUGAUAGAGUGUCUGUGUUUAAGGGAAUAAUUACAAAAGAAGAUGUCAAUAAUCAUUUUUCACAGAAUUAUGAAAAACAAGAAUCAGCUGUGUCAUCAUCUGGAGGUGGAGGACUAAGUUAUGACCCUUUAACAGAAAAGGAGAUUUUGCUUUGUGUCAAUUUUGAUGAAGGCUCUGGAAAAGAAAUAAUUGACUCAGUAACAGGCAAUACUGGAUUAUUAGGUUUUGAUGGCAAUCUUGAAUGGGUUAAAAGUGAUCCAGACAUAACUGAAUUAAGUGUACCUAAUCAAAGAAGUUUUUCUACUAUUACUGAAGAUACAGAAAUUCAACAGAAAUGUAAUUUAUUGAAAAGUGCUCUUCAGUCCGAUUGUGGCCAGGCACAGGAAUUGAUAGACUACACAUUUGUGGCAUGUCAAAGUGAUGCACUUGAAUCGGGAAGUGUUGAUAAUGCAAUUGACAUAGCUUUAGCUUCCUCAAAGGAGUGUAUGCAAAUGUCAGGUUCAACUACCAACCCGUUAAAUAGUUUAUGCAAGGAGUUCGGAGCAAGGCAAUUUCCAGUGAUGGGAGGUGAAGACUGUUUGGAAAAAUGUACGUUUGGAAACUUUGUAAAUGAGGUUUGCAUAUGUAAAGAUGGCUAUUUUGGCUCUGAAUGCGAGUCCGAGUGUCCAGGUGGUCAUGAAACGCCUUGUAAUAAUCAUGGAACAUGUAAUACUUCCACUGGAAUAUGCUCAUGCGAUUACGAAUGGAGCGGAGAUUCAAGUUGCAGUACUUGUCAAGAGGACUGGGAAGGUGAAAAGUGCAACAUUCAGAAAACAGACCCUUCAACGGACAUUGAUGAAAUUGGCGGUGAUGCUGAUAAUACUAAUGAGUUGGAAAAUCUUGAUGGAACAACUCCUGAUAACAUUAAUGAUGGAAAAGGAAUGGUUUGUAGAUUGAACGGAAACAAUGGGAAGACAAGAAUGUUCAGAAAAGCAGCAAAAAAAUAUAAAAAGACAUUUGAUAAAGUUGUCCUGUUGGAAAUAGAAAAUCUACGAAUAUUGGUACGACAGAACAAGAUAAAGUUAAAAAGAAAAGGCAAAAGAAUAUCACGUCUCGUCAUAGACAGGGUUUUCAUUACCUACAGAAGUAACACAAUUAAUUUUGAACUCAUCAAAAAGAAGAAAACAAAGAAUGGCAAGCGCCGAUACAAAGCUUUUAUUGACGGUGUUAAAUGGAAUGGAAAAACUGAAGGCCAGCUUGUCGGAAAAAUGUUAAUGACAAGAAAGAAUGCACGGAAAAUGAUCAUUAAGAUUAGCGAAAUAGGAUUCAGAAUGGUUAUAAGAAGGGGCAAUAUUUUCUUCAGAGUAAAUAUCAGGUUGUCCUCUCGUUCAUGGAUAAGCAAGGGUCUAUGCCACUACGUGCCUGAUAAUUCCUCAGGAUUAAUGAAAGGUGAUUACACGGCUUAUACAGAUCCAACUACUUUGCCAGACCAGAUAGGCACAUAUUGCUCAUCUGAUGCAGAUUUCGGUAAUGACGAGUUUAUUGAUAACACUGACGUCACCGACAAAGACUCUGGCUUAGCAAUAUGCUGUAACUCCGCCAGUGCGAAUACAAAGAACUUCCGGUUGUUUGACGUGUCAACUAAGGAAAUAACCAUUUCAUUUUACCUCAAAACAUGCACAGGCUGCCAUGGCGUAAUUUUCUCGUAUGUGAAGAAGACUCCAUUUAGUCUAGAUUAUAAUGACGGAGAACUUAUUAUGUAUUAUGGACAGGACUAUGAGUGGCGGACUGGUAUUGAGCUCUUCGAUAACAAAUGGCAUCAGAUAGUAUUAACAUACUCAAGAAAGGCAAAGAAAAUUGUUCUUUACGUCUUCAAUGAAAACAGCGGAAAUACACCAACAGUUUACAAAGUUGAGAAAUUCAGAGAAGCAAAUCCGUUUAGAAAUGGUGGCUCUCUUUCUCUUGGCAAGUUCCAAAUUAGCCAAGAAACCAACGGAUGGAAGAAGACUGACUCCUUUGUGGGCUGCUAUGAUUCCCUAGUGUUUGCCUCGAAAGCCCUUGAUGCCAAUACUGUGUCAUCCUUAUAUUCAAAGAAAUUAGACAUUGUUGAAUCAUAUAUCAAAAGUUUAGACACGACUGUCUACUACUAUGACUUUGACGAGGAAGCAUCUUAUACCGAUGGCUUCAUGGAGAUAAAUUUGGAUGAUGAAACUUUGGAAGCUACUUUUGGCAAGAAAGCGAAAAGAACCAGAAUGAAAAUAUACAAUUACCCAUUAAACUCCUGCUACCAGAGAACAUCUGACAGUCCGCAGUUUGAUGAAGACGAAACAGAAUUGUUACUUGAUAGAAAACGACGUGAUGUCAGUAAUAAUUACCGUGCAAUUCAGAAUAAUAUCCUUGAGCGGAACGCAGAGAAAAAUGAACUUAAAACGGGUACACAUAUGAUAAGGACAAAAAGAGAAAGCACAUACGAUCCAUUUUGCAACAAUGUAUUCAGUGGGAGCUCUUCAUCAUUAGCGGCAAUUUGCAGUACAGUUUCCACAGAAAUAAGGAACGAAGCAAUAUUUGAUUGUGAAGAUGCCGAUAAUGAUGGAGAAGAAAGAGCACUUGCAAUAUCUAGUUUUGCUGAGGACUGUCAAGACUAUCUUGAUCUUGAUGUAUGGCCAGCAGAAAAUACUUGUUCGGAAUUUGAGAACGAAUUUAAUAUGUUUCCUUAUAUGGAUGAAUCUUGUAGUCCUGAGUGCUAUUUCGGAUCCCGUGAUUCUUCCUCAUCUAAAUGUCAAUGUGAUGAUGGCUAUUGGAAUGAAACAUGCUCUGCAAUAUGCCCAGGUGGUGUCGAAGAACCUUGUAGUGGAUUUGGAACAUGCGACCAAACAAACGGAAAAUGCAACUGCCCAAUAAGUAAGAUGGGGUCUGAUGAUUGCAGUGAAUGUACAGGUGGUUGGUAUUCCUCUAAUUGCGACAUUGCUAUUGAUGGAAGAAAUGCUGAUGUUAGCCUUUCAUUUACAAGCGUUGGUCAGUUGGGAUUGUUGUAUACUUUAGACGGAAUUAGCCAUGUGGUUAAAACACAAGGAGAACUUCUUCUAUUAGCAAUUUCUAGUAAUGUAGUCAUUCACGGAAAAUUUGUAACAUGUUAUCAAAACUACUCAUGUAUGUCAUUUUUAGCAGCACGAAUCGGUGACAGUACGACAGGUUUUGCAACUAUCACAAUUCAGGCUAGAAGAAUAUUCAACUCGAAGCCCAUCGUUUACAUAAACAGUCUUUUAGAAGUCCUAGACAAUCCUAGAUAUUUUGAUGGUUUUAAAGUGUACAGAACAAACUUUUUUGAGGUGAUCAUAAUGGUGAAAGAUCUUAUUACUAUUCAUGUAAGAACUGUUGAACAGUAUUUGCACUUCAAGACCGAAGUUCCAAAUAAUUAUGUAGGACAUACGUCAGGAUUACUCAGUGGAGGUAUGAAUGAAAAUAUCACGAACAAACUUGAACAUAUCUAUAGCGCCAUUGUUCCUGACUUUGAUGCUUGCAACAAUGCAUAUCAAGUACAAUUGGCUCAAGUUGCAGAAAGCUCAUACACGUUAUUAUUAACGAGUUUUGAACAUUCAUUUGGAACCGAAACCGAAUUUAGUAUAACAAGAUUUAAGGUGAACGAAUGUAACAGCAUCAUUCACUACCCUAGCGAUGAAUACAAAUAUCAAACACAAGGAGGCUACGGGCUAAGCUUUAGUAAAUCAAGUCUGACUCACACAUUUAACAUUGAUACCAGCAUUACAUCAGAAAUAACAAUAGAACUUUUAGUUAAACAGAAUGAAGCAAAUGAUGGGGGUGUCCUUUUCUCCUUUACUAGCGAUGUUUCCCUCAUUUUUGUGUCGGGACAAUCUUCUCUCGAAAUCCAUACAUACUCAGCUGAUAAUGAAACAGUGUUUAAUACAGGCUUAGAACUCAAUGAAGAUUUCUGGAACAAAAUUGUAAUGACAUAUAGCAAUGAAGAUGGAACAGCAACUGUAUUUGUAUUUGAUAAAGAUUCAGCCGUCUCAACAAGUGGGAGUUUUGAACUUAUAUCUGGCAUUUUUAAUAACACUGGAAUUCUGACAAUAGGACACUGGCAAGCUCCAUCUGAUAGUAGGCAAUAUUCGAUACCUUCUGGUUUUGAGGGAAGUAUAGAAAACUUUUUGAUUUGGAAUGUUAUUGUAUCGGAAAGCGAGGUGACUGAACUUUGGGGCAUGGACCCUGCAAUUCCUACAGAAAGCCUUCUGUUUUCUCUACAAUUUGAUGAAGGGGAUGGCCUUUUGACAUCAGAUAGUAUUUCAAAUGUACAAGUUUCACUCCCAGAAUAUCCAUGGAAGUCGCCCGAAUGGUUUAUAUCCGAUCUUGAAUAUUCUAGCACGAAUUCUCCUUAUUUUGCAUUAAUCUACUUUAAAGAUACAGCAACUGAAACUCAGGCUUAUGCAAUUUGCAAUUCAGCAUUCAAUCGUACAGACUGUCAAAAUAUCUCUAACUCUGUGAAAGAAUCUUACUACAUUAUUUGUCUCCAGAUUUUAUCCGUAUCAGGCGAUGAGAAGUCGGGAAGUAACGCUAUACUUGAUAUGCUCAACAUGUGUCAAUCUCAGCAUAAUGUAUCAUCUUCUGAUAUAAUAACCUAUUGCAAUGGUCUAGAAGGUACAGUGAAAAACGGUACAUUGUGUACUUCGGAGUGUGCCUUUGGGUUUGAAUAUGACAAUGGAACAUGUGAAUGCUUUAGUGGUUAUUUUGGCACAAAUUGUGACGCAGUUUGUCCUGGCGAUUCAGAAUUUCCAUGUAGUAGUCAUGGGGUGUGCAGAUCGGACGGUAGUUGCGAUUGCUGGUGGAAUUGGGAAGGAAACAGUGAUUGUUCUUCGUGUUCCUCGGAUUCAGAUGGCUCGAUGAUGGGACCUGACUGCAGUAUACUAAGCACAACAUCACUUGCUUCAGGAUCAAGAAAAGUUGCAGCAGUGUCAAGCAACGGCUAUUACAUGACAUUUGAAGGACAACAGAUUUCUUUUAUUGGAGAAGCUGGGGCAUUUAUGCUUUUCUACUCUUCAUUCUUACAGGUAAAGAUACAAGUUUACCAAGUGAGUUGUCACUAUGGCUCGUGUAUUGCUGCUAUCUCGGUGGUUUCUGAUACAAACAGCAUUGUGAUUGCACCUGCUGGUGAAGGGUAUAGGCCUUUAUUAUACAUAGAUGGUACUCUGACAGAACUGAACGAUAUAACAAACACCUAUGGAUCUGGUCCAACAUUGGAAGUUACUCAAAGUUCACUUACUGAAAUAAGUGUGAAAGUCACAAGUAUUGGGAGCCUUACUGUCAACGUACUUACUCAGGAACAAUUUCUACAAGCAGCCAUAACAACAGACCAAACCGUUUGUCAACAGGGAACAGGAGUAUUUGGCAAUUGCAGUGGUGGUGUGGACUACUCAUCUUUGACAGUGGGUGAAAUUUCUGAUUAUGUUACUAACAAUUUCCGCCUCACCAGCAGUAUCAUCUUGGAAGCACUGGAAAUUCCCGUUGGUGAUGGUUCUUCUAUAACGGGAUAUGCUCUUAAUUUCAAUGGAACAGCUGCUUUGUCCAAAAAGAUAUCUUACCCUUCAGGAUUUUCCACUACAGGAAUCGACAUAAGUAUAUCGAUGUAUUUCAAACCAGCAAGUUACGGUGGAUAUUUACUUUCAUACAGUAAAACUACAAAUUUUGCCAUUUUCAAUACGGAUCCAAUUAAAAUCCAAUAUUUGAAUUCAAUACUUGAAACAACUUUUUCGGCUGAGUUAGAUGUAUGGAAUCAGCUAAUUUUAACAUUUAGAAGAGAUGCAAAAGAAGUAGAAAUCUAUUUGUUUGGUAACAAUUCAAAAAUCGCGCGCGAAAUUCAUUCAUUUGAUUGCCCUAAUAUUUUUGAAAGUGGCGGAACUAUUAUGUUAGGAGAAUACUUACCAUCUGUGAAUAGUGCAAAAUACACUUAUAAUUCAGAAACUUAUUCUGGUUUGAUUGAUGAGUUUACUAUUUGGAAAAAUGCAAUUCCAGAAAAAUUAAUAUACCAGGCACAUCUUCUAAGAACAAAAGAAUCGGGAUUUAUGUCAGAACUUGCCUCAUUAGUAACAUUUUCUGAAGGGGUCGGAAAUACAGCCUUUGAAUUAGUAAAUGGCAUUAAUAUAAUUUUACCCACUUCUCCUUGGCAAUCCCCAUCAUGGACUGUUUCUGAUUUGAGCCUACAUGCGUUAAGAGAAACCGUUAAUGAAGCGUAUGCAACAGUUGAUAUAGAUCCAGAGGUAGAAACAAUAUGUUCAUUAUUCUUUGAUUCACCUACAGUUUCCAGUAAUUGUGGAAGUGUUUCUAAUUUUAUAAGAUGGUGGUAUAAACAAACAUGCAUGAUAACAGCAACCAACACUGAAAAUGUAACCGACACGACAAUGGCCAUGGUUGAUUAUACAUCAGUAUGCGGGGUUACGGGAGGAACCACGUCAAGCAUUUAUGACGAACUAUGUGGGCUUGACAUAAGCUAUCCGGGAUGGUUGAGUCAAAAAUGUUCCGGUUGCGCAUUUGGCUAUACAGAAAAUGAUGUGUGCGUUUGCUAUUAUGGUUAUUAUGGGAACCAGUGUGAUAACGUUUGCCCAGGUGGCAUUAUCAAUCCUUGUAAUGGAAACGGGGAAUGUGACGUGACAGGAAAAUGCCAAUGUAACGGGCAUUGGACAGGUUCUGAAUGUAACACUUGUGACAGUGGGUGGUCUGGUGAUGAAUGUUUACAAUACACUGAUGUAUCCUACCAACCAAUCGACAGUAAUGAAAUUCUUGUAGCACAGGUCAAUUUGAUUGGACAAUUUUUAAUGUUUGACGGUGCAAUUUUGGAUGUACCUCUAAGGGGGUACUUCAGCCUUUUAUCUAUAGAUAACCUAGAUAUUGAGCUUCAUGGACGAUUUUCAGUUUGUGAGUCCGAUGCAGUUUCUCAUCUUUGUCUUGUAGGAGUUUUAAUCAUUCAUGGCAAUGAAAAGGUUUAUAUAAGCCACAAGGCAUAUACAAAAGCAGAAAAAAAUCCAAGGGUUGAAAUCAUGACAGCAACGGGAGAAAUUAAUGUUUUUGAUUCUUUGACACUAGGCUUUGUGUCCAUAAAAUUAGUGACAAAAGCAUCUCUGAGUGUAACAGUAGAUAAUUCUGACUUAAUUGUGAAAGUGUCAUCAAUCAGUGAUAGACUUUUAGCAACUAUAUCACUACCAAAGACUGAAUGGGAUAGUCGCCGUUCAACAAUUGAUGGCCUAAUGACUGCCUGCGAUACCUCUGUUGCGAUUAAAUCAGCUAAUUGUAGUGUUAGUCGAGAAUCGAUUUGUACUGAUGCAUCACAAGACAUACCAGACUACUGUGAAAUGACACAAACAAAAAGUGCUUUUGAAAUGUAUCUUGAUAACGCAAUUUUCGCAGACCAGUCGUUUAUUUCUCGAAUAGAAGAAAAAUAUCCCGCAACCAUGGCUCCAAACUGUUUCAACUAUUCCGGAGCUGGUGUAUCUGUGACUGGACUUUCUCUUCCUGAAUCCGAUUUCACAUUAGAACUACAUGUACAUCCUUUGACAACAGGAGGAAUUAUUCUAACAUAUCAUUUCGAUGGUGAAUACAUAAUUCUAAUAAAUCAUCAAGAUGGACUCAUUAUGGUAGUAAAUGACGUUUACUAUACUACAGGCAUGCCACUUUUAACAAGUUCAUGGAACCAAAUAAGCCUGGCUUGGAGAGAUGACGUUGACAUUUUAGAAAUGUAUCUCACAGACGAGAAUGGUACUUCCACGGUUAAAGCUAUACCUGUUCCUGGAUCAGUAUUUACAAAUGGUGGUACAUUGACUCUAGGUCAAAUAACUCCAGGACUCGACGUCGAUAUUGCAAUGGGGGAUUUCACGGGGUACAUAGACGAAGUGCGAAUUUGGUCCCGCCCCCAUAAUCCCAACAAUUAUCACAAGUAA